AUGGGCCAGACGGGUAAGAAAUCUGAGAAGGGACCAGUAUGCUGGAGGAAGCGGGUGAAGUCAGAGUACAUGCGUUUGCGGCAGCUCAAGCGAUUUAGACGAGCGGAUGAAGUAAAGAGUAUGUUUAAUUCAAAUCGGCAAAAAAUUCUGGAACGAACUGAAAUUUUAAACCAAGAAUGGAAGCAAAGAAGAAUUCAGCCUGUGCACAUUAUGACCUCAGUCAGUUCUCUUCGAGGAACAAGAGAGUGUUCUGUGACUAGUGAUCUUGACUUCCCUAAACAAGUUAUCCCACUGAAAACCCUCAACGCUGUAGCCUCUGUGCCUAUCAUGUACUCCUGGUCUCCCCUUCAACAGAAUUUUAUGGUAGAAGAUGAGACUGUGCUACAUAACAUUCCUUACAUGGGAGAUGAGGUGCUGGACCAAGAUGGGACUUUUAUAGAAGAAUUGAUCAAAAACUAUGAUGGAAAGGUCCAUGGUGACAGGGAGUGCGGUUUUAUUAAUGAUGAGAUAUUUGUGGAGUUGGUUAAUGCCCUAAGCCAAUACAGUGAUUAUGAAGAUGAUGAGGAUGGUGAUGACAAUCAGGACGAUGACCGAGAUGACAAAGAAAAGGAUCAGGAUGACAGCAGGACGGACAAGGUGACCCAGUUGCCACGGAAGUUUCCUUCUGAUAAAAUCUUCGAGGCAAUAUCUUCCAUGUUUCCUGACAAGGGAACAACAGAAGAGCUGAAAGAGAAGUACAAGGAAUUGACAGAGCAGCAGCUACCUGGAGCUCUUCCUCCAGAAUGCACCCCAAACAUUGAUGGACCAAAUGCAAAAUCUGUGCAAAGGGAGCAGAGUCUUCAUUCAUUCCACACCUUGUUUUGUAGGAGAUGUUUCAAGUAUGAUUGCUUCUUGCAUCCUUUUCACGCCACUCCAAACACAUACAAAAGGAAAAAUAAUGAAGCUGCAAAUGAUGGAAAGCCCUGUGGUCCCAACUGUUACCAGCUUUUGGAAGGUGCCAAGGAAUAUGCUGCAGCACUAACAGCAGAGAGGAUAAAGACCCCACCAAAGCGCCCUGGUGGUCGCCGAAGAGGCAGACUUCCAAAUAGCACCAGCAGACCUAGCACGCCAACUGUCAAUGUGUCAGAAGCCAAAGACACCGAUAGCGAUAGGGAAGCUGGCACGGAGACUGGUGGAGAAAGCAAUGACAAGGAAGAGGAGGAAAAGAAAGAUGAAACCUCUAGUUCUUCUGAAGCAAAUUCUCGUUGCCAAACUCCUGUCAAAAUGAAGCCAAAUGAGCUCCCUGAGAAUGUCGACUGGAGCGGAGCAGAAGCAUCUCUGUUUAGAGUCCUCAUUGGCACCUAUUAUGACAAUUUCUGUGCUAUUGCCAGGUUGAUUGGGACAAAAACAUGUCGACAGGUUUAUGAGUUUAGAGUAAAGGAGUCAAGUAUCAUAGCUCCGGUCCUUGCUGAGGAUGUGGACACACCACCCAGGAAGAAGAAGCGGAAGCACAGACUGUGGGCCGCACACUGCAGGAAAAUACAGCUAAAAAAAGAUGGCUCCUCUAAUCAUGUUUACAAUUACCAGCCUUGUGAUCACCCUCGCCAGCCCUGUGAUGGCUCCUGUCCCUGUGUGAUUGCACAGAAUUUCUGUGAGAAGUUCUGUCAGUGCAGCUCUGAGUGCCAAAACAGGUUCCCUGGAUGUCGCUGUAAGGCCCAGUGCAACACCAAGCAGUGUCCAUGUUAUCUUGCUGUGCGGGAGUGUGACCCAGACUUGUGUCUCACCUGUGGGGCUGCUGAUCACUGGGAUAGCAAAAAUGUUUCUUGCAAGAACUGCAGCAUUCAGCGGGGAUCCAAAAAGCAUUUGCUUCUGGCUCCCUCUGAUGUAGCUGGAUGGGGAAUCUUCAUCAAAGACCCUGUGCAGAAGAAUGAGUUCAUCUCUGAAUACUGUGGAGAGAUCAUAUCUCAGGAUGAAGCAGACCGAAGAGGCAAAGUAUAUGACAAAUACAUGUGCAGCUUUCUCUUCAACUUGAAUAAUGAUUUUGUAGUUGAUGCAACCCGCAAAGGAAACAAAAUUCGCUUUGCGAACCAUUCUGUGAAUCCAAACUGCUAUGCAAAAGUAAUGAUGGUGAACGGUGACCACAGAAUAGGAAUUUUUGCAAAAAGAGCCAUCCAGACAGGUGAAGAACUCUUCUUUGACUAUAGAUAUAGUCAAGCUGAUGCUCUGAAAUAUGUGGGUAUUGAGAGAGAAAUGGAAAUCCCUUGA
Staurois parvus is the source of this 2244-nucleotide messenger RNA. NCBI's taxonomy places the organism in Eukaryota, Metazoa, Chordata, Amphibia, Anura, Ranidae. The record is from the annotation of a GenBank genome assembly.